This is a messenger RNA of Spinacia oleracea (spinach), 1996 nucleotides long. RefSeq lists its product as uncharacterized. The record is from RefSeq and is a predicted model, not a curated record. The transcript is spliced from 8 exons. Lineage: Eukaryota; Viridiplantae; Streptophyta; Magnoliopsida; Caryophyllales; Amaranthaceae. Bases 233 to 1996 code for a protein of 587 amino acids.
UUACGUGUUGUCUCCUUCGGGGGUUGCUCGGAUAUCCGAAGUUCGAGCUGAUCCGUGGGAUUCCGCCUCCUCUGUUGAAGCUGUUCCUGUGAAGGUUGUGCUUCCUGAGUUGAAGACAACUUCGGACCCGGAUCAACGCAAAAGGAAGGGUAGCACUCUUUUGAGGCCUUCCACGCAUCCGAAGAAAGCGAAGGCUUCUCAGCCCUCGGAGAAGGAAGCGGUUUCGGAAGUUAUGCCUCCUCCUAAGAAUCUUCUUCACUUCAUGCCCUUGCCGGGGCAGAAGUUAAAGAGUGUGGUGGUUGCUGAACCGCCGCCCGUGGAUCAGCCGCUGAUCGAGGAAGAUAUCAUCCCCUCUCCCCUGAAACCAUCUGCUGCUUCGGGGAUCGAAAUCCAGGAUAUCACCGAGGUGAUGGAGGCGAUUGAAGCCGAUUUUGUUCCUGGUUUGGUUGUCCCUGAGGUAGCUGAGGAGAAGGAGUCUGCUGAUCUUCCCUUCGAGAGAGAGAAGAGUCCAGACAAGGAGAUGAUAGAUCUCUCGGGCCCCGAAGCUGCGGUCCCCGAGGCUCAGAAGGAGGUUCCCUCUGCUGGAGAGGAGGAGCAGCCCGAGCAAGGUUUGACGAGGAAGAGGCGCCACUCAACUUUGGGCUCUACUUCUACCUCGGCCCUGGAUAGGCUGAUCCAUGCUGAUCCCUGUUCGGAUGUUCCGCUAAAACGGAUCCCCGAAGAAGUAAGGGAGGCGAUGGCUCGAUAUGCUAGGGCUCCGAUUUUGGGAGAGGACCCCUUGGCCCACGUGGGAUCCUUGGUGGGCCCCGAGGCUGCUCGGGAGAAUCUGCUUCGUGCUAACCCGCAGUGGAGGGUUCCUGGGGCCGAAGAGAGGAAUCCGGCUAUGAUGGCCCAGUACUAUCUGAACGAGGCUGUUUUCUGGUCUUCGUUCGCUUCCGAGUGUAGCUCGGUUGAGGAGAAACAACUGAGGAAAUAUCGUGAGGCUUAUGCUCGUGAUAUUCCCAUUUUGGACCAGAAGGCUGGGCAACUCCUCUCCGAGCUUACGGAACUCAAGCAGCUGUACCUUCAUUAUACUCGCGAGGCUAGAGAGUCUGCUGAGAAGAUCGGGACCGAGGUUGGCCAGCUCAUCUUCCGAGUUGAAGAGGAUGCUGAGAAGAUCGCUUCCUUUGCUGAGGAAAAGAAGGAUAUGGCCGCUAAGUUCGCUAGCGAACUUGAGGAAAAAGAUAGACUCUUCCAGGAGAUGAAGUCUAAAUUUGAAGCGGCCGACAAGGAGCAUAAAGAGGCGGAGUUAAGGCUCCACCAUUUUGUCCAGCAUCGGGAGCUGAUCCAGCAGCAAGCUGAUAAGGUGCCUGUCCUUCGGCUGAAGCUUCGGGAAAAGGAUGACUAUAUUCGGAAGCUGGAGCAGGAGCGAGUCAACCUCUACACUGCUGAUCAGCUCCCUACUAGGGAUAUGCUGGUGGCUUGGAAAGUUACUACUAUGGAUGAAUGCCCCUUCUGUAACACCAAGAAAGAAACUGUUGCACACUUGUUCUUUGAAUGUCACUAUUCAGCUGCUGUGUGGAAUGUUAUUCUGCAUAGUUUGAAGUUCAACAGGAGAGCUGUUUCCUUUGAUCAAGAAUUAACCUGGGUACUAAAGGCUACCAAGAGAACUGGGGAUAGAUUCAAGCUGCUUGUGAUGUACUUUGCUGAGUGUAUUUACAGCAUUUGGUUCCAAAAGAAUGAAAUGGUGUUUAACCAUAGAUGCAGAAGUCCUGCUGACAUUGUUUCAGACAUCAAAUUUAGAGUUGCUUGUAGGGCAACUGCUGGUCAGCAUAGAGAGAGGAAUUUGAUCGGUCCAGAACAACUGUAUCUCUUAUUUCAUGAACAAUGGGCAAAUUUGCUAAAAAAGACCUUUUAUCAGCCAAAUUUGCCUUACAUAAAUGUUAUGAACAGUAAAUCAUUAAGGUUUUUUGUUACUCGCAUAAUUAUCUUUGCUGUUCUACAGAAGUUUGCAUAA